UCGAAACCCUAAAUCUCUGUGCUGAAAACACCAUUUUCAGACGAAGGUCUUACGGAAAUCAGAAACUCAGGUGAAAGCAGAACGAUGAUUCGAGUUACGAGACCAAAACCGAUUCUCGAAUCACUGAGUUACCACCUUAUCCAGAGAUGCUCCGCUGGCGGAACCCCAAAGGGAAAGGCCAAGCUGAAGACAGGCCAGCCAUUGAAGCGUAACAAGCUCUCAACCAAGAAAGGCGGUGGUGGCGGCGGCGGAGGAGGAGGAGCUGGAGAAGGAGAGGAGGCGGUUAAAGGAAAAGGGAGGAUUUCCGAUGAGAAGCAGAAGCUCUACGAGCAAUGCUUAACCGCUCCUUGCCCUGUUCGCUACUUGACGCCCAAGGAGAUCGAGCGAGAGGCGCAACGUGAGAAGCUAGGGCUGAUUAGCAAGGAGAAGCAACGUGAUAUGGAGAUUCAGAAGAAAGGAGGAGCCGCCGCGAUGGGAGUCACCGACGAGCCGAUCCGAAUCGGGACUCCAGGUUUGGAUUACAUUUCGUUAGGGAUCUUCGAAGCCGAAGAAUUGCCGAAAUACAAGCUGACGGAAGAAGACGGACAGAGACUCGCGAAGGAGAAUAGUAAAGUGUUGAUGAGAGAGCACAGAGAGCGUCGUGCAGCUGAGACUGCGCUUCUGAAUAUGAAGAAAGCUGCGAUUGAAGCAUUGCCGGAGACGCUGAAGAAGGCAGCGUUAGAGCCUGAUUUGACGCCAUUUCCGGCGAAUCGAGGUAUGGCCAGUCUUACACCGCCUAUUGAAGGGUAUCUAGAGAAGGUUAUGGAUGCAGCCAAGAAGAGUUCUAGUAAAGAGAAGUUGAGAUGAUUCAUUCUAAAAGUUGAAGCUAUACUCGGAAUGGAAUAGAACAAGACUGAGGAAUAUUGAUAAGUGCCAUAGACAGAAACUUCAAGAAACUGUCUUUAAGGGAUUUCAAGCUUGACUUAGAGAGACUAUUCGUUCAUGCAGCUUCUUGCCUUCUUUUGCAGAAGCAACUUUCUUCUGCUGUAUCCAGAUCUUGAUGUAUGAUCAAGUCUGUAUAUCCAUGGAUCUUGUUUUAAUAAUUUCCUUUAUUCAAAAUGAUAAUUGUUCAACAUUUGGGGAGGAAUCAAACAAAUAAGCUUAUUUGAGAAUUAAAUU
Messenger RNA from Eutrema salsugineum, 1158 nucleotides. RefSeq lists its product as uncharacterized. NCBI's taxonomy places the organism in Eukaryota, Viridiplantae, Streptophyta, Magnoliopsida, Brassicales, Brassicaceae. Bases 85 to 846 code for a protein of 253 amino acids. The record is from RefSeq and is a predicted model, not a curated record. Gene Ontology annotation, cellular component: mitochondrial large ribosomal subunit; mitochondrial ribosome. The transcript is spliced from 2 exons.